AUGUUGAUUAUAUAUCUACAACUCCAGUUCACAAACAUUGCCCCAAGCUCUCUAGCUUUAUAUAUUUCUCUCAAAAUCGCUCUCAAAACUCCAAAUCCCUUAUUAAAGCUCUUGGAUUAACUCAUGGAAGUUCUAAAGAAUUCACCUUCAUGCAGAAACCUAAUCACCAUUCUCAGUAUUGAUGGUGGUGGAAUUCGGGGGAUCAUCCCCAGUGUCAUCCUUACUUUUCUAGAGUCUGAACUUCAGAAACUGGAUGGCGAAGAAGCAAGAAUAGCAGAUUAUUUUGAUGUGAUUGCCGGGACUAGCACUGGCGGCCUGGUGACAGCCAUGCUAACUGCUCCUAAUGAAAAAAACCGUCCCCUGUUUGCUGCCAAAGACAUAAAAGACUUCUACCUCACCCACUGUCCUAACAUCUUCUCCCAAUCCAGUAAUCCAUUACUUGGUCAGGCAGAAAACCUCAUCAAUUUUAUGUCUGGACAAAAAUAUGAUGGAAACUAUCUGCAUGAGCUGCUUAGGGACAAGUUGGGAAACACAAAAUUGCAUCAGACAUUGACUAAUGUUGUUAUUCCUGUGUUUGAUAUCAAAACAAAUCAACCAGUCUUCUUUUCCACCUACGAGGCGAAGAGAAAUCCAUCUUUAGAUGCGUUACUGUCGGACGUCUGUAUUGGAACCUCAGCAGCACCGACUUAUCUUCCACCCCAUCAUUUCACCACCAAAAAUACUACUAGCAGUGGUACUGAAGAAAUCAAAGAAUUCAACCUAAUAGAUGGUGGUGUUGCAGCCAAUAAUCCGACUUUAGUGGCUAUGGGGGAAGCAAAGAAGGAGAUGACAGAGGUCAGAGGAGGCUCCCCGCCGUGUCAUUACAUGACCAGAUUUCUGGUUAUAUCCUUAGGAACUGGCUCAAACAGAUCAACCAAAAACAAACACAGUGCAAAAGAGGCGACCAAAUGGAAUUUGUUUGGUUGGCUACCUCGUAUAGUUGAAGUAUUCACUCAAGCCAGUGCCGACAUGGUCGACUACCACAUCUCCGUCGUACUCAAAAUGCUAGAAUCUGAAGACAAUUACCUUCGUAUUCAGGAUGAUACAUUAAGUGGGGUGAUGGGUUCAAUUGAUAUAGCAACAAAGAAGAAUUUGGAUGAUCUUGUGGAAGUAGGGGAAAAACUUUUGAAAAAGCCAGUUUCUAAGGUUAAUAUGGAAACGGGUUUGAUUGAGCCUUGUGGUCAAGGAUCUAAUGAAGAGGCUCUCAAGAGGUUACAAAUCUUAACUACCCCUAAUUAAUUUCUUUAAUUCAUACAAUAUAUAUAUAUAUAUGUAUAUAAUUCUUCUCGUUACAGGUUAAUUAAUUUCUUUAAUUACC
Rubroshorea leprosula is the source of this 1357-nucleotide messenger RNA. The record is from the annotation of a GenBank genome assembly. Lineage: Eukaryota; Viridiplantae; Streptophyta; Magnoliopsida; Malvales; Dipterocarpaceae.